Messenger RNA from Eutrema salsugineum, 2624 nucleotides. RefSeq lists its product as uncharacterized. The transcript has 5 exons. The record is from RefSeq and is a predicted model, not a curated record. The coding region runs from base 128 to 2167 and encodes 679 amino acids. Lineage: Eukaryota; Viridiplantae; Streptophyta; Magnoliopsida; Brassicales; Brassicaceae.
GGAAAAAAGCUUCGUCUUUUCGAAGGUGAGGGGAAGGUGAAAAAGCCUUCUUUAGAAAUCCCUUCCCUUCUUCUUCUUCUUCUUCUUCUUCUUCAACAAGAUUCAUACUUUCCUUCCUCCGCCAUAGAUGAAUCAGUGUAGUCACGGAAUCGAUGGUUUACGAAGCGGCCUUUCGCCUUCAGCUCGACCCUUCGCCAUCGAUUCAUCUCCUUCUUCUACCUUUUCUCUCACUGCUUCCAAAUCUGAACACGAUGAUUCUAUCUGGUUUGAUUAUAAUCUAGACCUAUCCUUCUUGUCCUCUGAUGACCAGAGAAGUUGCCUCGAUGAUGAUGAUUCUCUAUCUAACUUGUCUCGCGAUGUUGAGGCGACCAAAGGACAGCUUUUAGAGGGAAACUCUAAUUCACUUUUGUCGAAAUUGCCUGAGCUGCUGAUUAAGUCCUCUGAUGUUGCUGGUGAUGAUGACAAGAUGGAUCUGUCUUGUGCCGACACAACUGUCAUGUCUGAGAAAUCUUGUACAGAAACUGACCAAGAUGACUCUGAGGAAGAUUCUCCUUGCUGGAUUGGAAUAAAUUCUCGCAAGACUUUGGCUUCAGGUGCUAAAUCUGUGACUUCAAGGCGUUCUACUGAUGAUCUUAGUGGAUUUCGUAGAUUGAAUCCCCUGGCACCUCAGUUUGUACCGUCUAACUCUAAGAAGAAUCUUGACACGGAUGGGAAAAGAUGUGAAGAGAACGGUUCUUCUUCGUCUUUGAAGAAGUCUCUGUCUUCGAAUUUUCCAUCAUCGUCGGCAGAAUUCAACUUAACCGAUCCUCCUGAAGAUGAAAGUAAAGAUGCAGUAAGUACUAGCAACUUGGACAACACUGCAGAUGAAAGUUUGGGUUUUUUUGUAUCUCGAGACAGCAUUUCCAAGACCGUGAGCAUGUCGAAUUCUAAAAAUGAAUACCAGCCAGCUAAAAAGUUGGAUCCUUUGGCCCCUGUUUUUGUUCCCUCUAGUGCAAAACUAAGUCCUUCUUCUGCCCAUGAGAAGCAAGGAGAUUUCGAGACAAAUGCACAUUCAGCUUCUGCUCUAGCUUCUUCAGAUAAGUCGCUAAAUACGGUCAAUGUAGUGGCCUCUUCUGGUGAGGUUGGCCACAGUUUUAAGAGUCGGUAUGGCGUUCAGGAAUUAGGUUCAUACACUCCUUGGAUUGAAUCUGAAGUUGGGAUCACUGAGAAUGCAAAACUAGGAACCUCCAGCAACAAGUCUUCUGGUCGGCGGAGAUUGAAUCCAUUGGCCCCUCAAUUCUCUCUCUCGGAUACUAAACCAAAAGCAUAUUUCUAUGAGAAUUACCAAGCUGCAGAUGAUUUAUCGCUGGUGGUGAGUACUGGUUAUACGGAGCAUAAUGUAAUAGAUGCAGACUUAGCACAAUCCUCAGUAUAUGUGGAACAUCUCCUUCCCAACAUGUCUCGUGGAAGUUCGUCACUGAUAUCUCCAAAGACGGACAGUAACUUUGGGUCUACUAAGUGGUUUGCGGUGGAGCCAAACACUACACUUUCAGUACAUGGUAAUCAAGAUUUUCAGCAUCCUCUUCCAUUCCAUGUCGUAGAAACUGCAGCCAGUUCAUCUUCAAGCGAUGUGAAAGCUUUAUCUGGCCCAUCUCCAAAAAUGGAUGUGAAGAAACUACUUACAACGAUGCAUGGACUGUCAGAGAUACUAACAGUUGCACAUGGUUCAGAAUCUCCUGAUGCGGUUGAGGUUGAUCUCAUUAACAGUACUGUACAGAAUCUCAACAUAUACAUCAAAAAUAGCACUCAGGAACUGGCUGGGAAUCAAAGCGUUGCACGACGCAAUUCGUAUGAUCUAAAGCUUUUACCAAACAAGAGCAAGCUAUCGAUUAGAGACCUUCAGCUUCCAAGGGCAAACGAUAUGACUGUCGACCUUGAUGUUAAAAGGAAGGAGAAAUACUCUGUGGUCUCAGGGGAGACGGUCCCAGAUUCUCGUUUGUAUCAAUAUGGUGUGACCAAAGAUAACAGCUUUGGUCAGGUUGUGGCUAAGAGUGGUUACCAACAGAAUCAUCAAGCAGAGGAGCAGAUUAACCAGCAUGCACUGUUCUAUAAAAGCUUAUGGCUGAAGGCUGAAGCAGACAGGUGUUUGAUGGUAUACGAGACUUCUCUUUCGAAUCCAAAUUCUUGAGGAUAUAAGAAAGGUCGCCAUGUAAAUUUCAAAGAAUAGCCUCAAGAUCUCCAAUUUCUGAAAGGAGACUAUGAGGUAUACGAAUCUAUUCCUUAGAAGUGGCUGACAUGUGACCAGGAUGAAGUUGGUGCUCUCUUUUUACCAGCUCCCUUUUCAUUUAUUUAUGGUCAUAUCAGGUCAUGUUGACUCAAGAGAAAAAGUUUAUUGUAAUAUCAGUGCUUACUUUACUUGCAUAAUCCUUACUGAUCAAACUCUUGUCUUUCUCUUGUCAGAACAUGGGUACUUUUUGGACGUGGAGCCUUUUGGUUACUGAAGAUUGUAAUGUUCUCUUUGAUAUGUUGUCCUGAUCUUGGAUUGUCGGAUGUAUAAACAAAUUUUUGUUACUCUUAUCAUAAGACUCAUAAGUUAUGAGUCAUAACUAUGUCAUCAAACUUAUCGGAUCUUGGACUUUUCUUCU